This is a messenger RNA of Brettanomyces bruxellensis, 1575 nucleotides long. RefSeq lists its product as uncharacterized. Bases 1 to 1575 code for a protein of 524 amino acids. The transcript has a single exon. Lineage: Eukaryota; Fungi; Ascomycota; Pichiomycetes; Pichiales; Pichiaceae. Gene Ontology annotation, molecular function: ATP transmembrane transporter activity; calcium ion binding. Gene Ontology annotation, biological process: transmembrane transport. The record is from RefSeq and is a predicted model, not a curated record.
AUGUCAAAUCAUAAUAAACCAGAUGAAGGGCGACUCCAGAAACUGUUUAGACAUAGAAGAUUAUUCGAACAAAUUGAUUCGAAACAUAAAGGUAAAGUCACUUUGCAGGACUUCGAGAAAGCAAUGGAAAGAACAGAUCAUCCACUGAAGGAUUCUACUUAUGCAAUGUCCCAGAUAUACAAAGCAUUUUUGAACACGCCAGAUUCCAGUGCAGAUUCACAAGCUGUUCCGGCAAGAACCGGUGUUGAUUACAUAGAUUUUGCUCAGUUCAAUAAUUAUUUGAUGACAGCCGAAGACCAAAUAGAGAAGGGCUUUCGGAUGGUUGACACAAACAACGACGGCAAGAUUAGUAAGAAGGAUUUUGAAAAUUAUUUGAGAAAGAUUGGGGAUGCCCCAACGCCGAAGGAGGUUGACGUGUUCUUUAAUAGUAUAGACACGGAAGGACGUGGGUUUAUUGAAUUUGAUACCUUUAGGGAUGGUCUUCUUUUAAUGCCACGGAUGGACGGAUCGCGUAUCCGCACAGCUUUUCAUUUUUUUACCGAUGAUUUAGAUAAUAUAUCCUCCGAUGGUGAUUUUACUGUUGGAAAUGACAUAAUGAAGAAUGUGGGUUAUUUUUUUGCCGGAGGACUUUCAGGUGUUGUUUCUAGAACUGCAACAGCACCUUUAGAUCGUGUCAAGGUCUUUUUAAUUGCAAGAACAGACUUGAAUUCUACAUUAUUAACGACGAAGAGCAAAAUUCAGAAAUUGGCAGAGAAAAAGGAGCAUCACAAAGUGCCACCAAAGAAAAUACAAUCACCCUUGGUUCGUGCAGCGAGAACGAUUUAUAGACAGGGUGGAAUUAAAGCGUUUUACACUGGUAAUGGAUUAAAUGUAUUCAAGGUUUUUCCCGAGAGUGCGAUGAAAUUUGGAACAUUCGAAGCUGCCAAGCGGUUGAUGUGCCAAGUAGAGGGUGUUGAUGAUGAGAAAAAGCUUUCCAGAGCAGCGACGUACAUCAGCGGAGGUUUAGGUGGAGUGUGUGCUCAAAUAACAGUUUAUCCAAUCGAUACUUUAAAAUAUAGAAUUCAGUGUGCCUCACUUGACUCUACGGUGACAGGAACCCGACUUCUGUUGCAGACUGCCAAAGAUAUGUAUAAUGAAGGUGGUGUCCGUUUAUUUUACAGAGGUCUUUUAGUCGGAUUAGGCGGAAUGUUUCCUUAUGCGGCCUUAGAUUUAGGCACGUUUACCUCACUAAAGAGGUGGUAUAUAAAAAGAUAUGCUGCUCGUGAGGGUGUUUCAGUGGAUGACGUCGAUGUCCCAAACUACCUGGUACUUACAAUGGGUGCCACGAGUGGUACAUUUGGGGCGACAAUGGUUUAUCCAGUGAAUCUUCUUCGUACGAGGUUGCAGGCCCAAGGAACGUACGCCCAUCCAUAUCAUUAUAAGGGCUUCUUCGAUGUUGCACGUCAAACUUUCCAAAGAGAAGGAUUCCAAGGUCUUUAUAAAGGAUUGCUACCAAACUUAGCUAAAGUUGCCCCUGCAGUUUCAAUCAGUUAUUUGAUGUAUGAAAAUCUCAAGAAACUCUUUGGGCUCCAAUAA